AUGGAGCCCGAGGAGCGGAAGAUCUCGGUGUGGAUCUGCCAGGAGGAGAAGCUGAUCUCCGGGCUCUCCCGGCGGACCACCUGCUCGGACGUGGUGCGGGUGCUGCUGGAGGACAGCCACCACCGGCGGCAGCGCCCGGCGCCGCCCGAGCCGGCCGGCGGGAUGCUGUCGGGGCCGCCGCACUCCUACUGCAUCGUGGAGAAGUGGCGCGGCUUCGAGAGGAUCCUGCCCAACAAGACGAAGAUCCUGCGGCUCUGGGUGGCGUGGGGGGACGAGCAGGAGAACGUGCGCUUCGUGCUGGUGCGCAGCGAGGCUUCGCUGCCCAACGCGGGGCCGCGCAGCGCCGAGGCGCGGGUGGUGCUGAGCCGGGAGCGCCCCGGUCGCGGGCUGGGGGCGGCCCGGGCCAGCCUGGCGCUCACGCAGGAGCGGCAGCGGCGGGUGGUGCGGAAAGCCUUCCGCAAACUGGCCAAGAUCAACAAGAAGCGGCAGCAGCCGCUGGCCCGGGAGGCCUCGUCGGCGGAGAGGAUGGAGACGCUGGUGCACCUGGUGCUCUCGCAGGACCACACCAUCCGACAGCAGAUCCAGCGGCUCCGCGAGCUGGACCGAGAGAUCGACAGGUACGAGGCUAAGAUCCACCUGGACCGCAUGAAGCGGCACGGCGUCAACUACGUGCAGGACACCUACCUGGUGGGCACGGGCGGCGAGCCCGAGCCGGGCCGGGAGCCCGGGCAGCCCGAGGAGCAGCAGCAGCAGCAGCAGGAGGAGGAGGAGGAGGAGAACUACGCCAGGAAGUGCGAGGAGGUGCUGCAGCUGCAGGAGCAGCGGGCGCAGCAGGAGGAGCUGCUGGAGCACCUGGCCGCCGAGAUCCAGGAGGAGCUCAACGAGCGCUGGAUGAAGCGGCGGCGGGAGGAGCUGGAGCUGGCGGCGGGGCCCGGGCUGGCCGACACGGACUGCGACACCACGGAGCUGAGCGGCGGCGGCGGCGAGGGCGAGCUGCAGCUGGAACACGAGCGGGUCAAGACCCAGCUAAGCACCAGCCUCUACAUCGGCCUCAAGCUGAGCACCGACCUGGAGGCCGUCAAGAGCGACCUGGACUGCACGCAGCGGGCGUGGGAGGACAAGGAGCGGGAGCUGCAGCGCCUGCUGGAGACGCUGGGCACCCUGGACGUGGCGGAGGCUCCGGCGGAGCCCCGCGGGGCGGCGGGCGGGGGGCGGCCGCCGGGGGCAGGAUGGAUGGAGCAGGCACGGGCGCUGCGCAAGGACCGAGCCGACAACGACGAGGACUCGGACACGGGGCUGAGCUCCAUGCACAGCCAGGACUCGGACUCGCUGCCCGUGUGCGAGUCGCUGGUGUAG
Molecule: messenger RNA, 1356 nt
Organism: Pseudopodoces humilis (Tibetan ground-tit)
Lineage: Eukaryota; Metazoa; Chordata; Aves; Passeriformes; Paridae
Gene: RASSF10
Product: Ras association domain family member 10
Biological process (GO): signal transduction
Source: RefSeq, a predicted model, not a curated record